AUGUUACCUUAUAUAUAUUUAUUACUCACGCUAAUUGCGCCCAUUUUUGCUGAUCCUUCAAUGGAAGAGUUGGAAGGUACAUGGACUUCCAAAUCAAAUACUGUAUUCACGGGACCAGGUUUUUAUGACCCCGUUGACGAGUUAUUGAUUGAACCAGAUUUACCUGGUAUUUCGUAUUCAUUUACUAAAGACGGUCAUUAUGAAGAAGCACUUUAUCGUGUAACCAGUAAUGCCAAAAACCAUUCAUGUCCAGUUGCUUCAAUCACUUAUCAACAUGGAACUUACGAAAUACUCAGUAAUGGAUCAGUUGUCUUGAAACCUAUUGCCGUUGAUGGAAGACAAUUACUUUCAGACCCAUGCAACCAAGACGAUCCUACAAAGUCUACUUAUUCGAGGUAUGUACAGGCAACAUGGUUCAAAACUUAUCAGAAAUACGUUGACCCAUACCAUGGUAGAUGGAGAUUACAAAUUUAUCAAUUUGAUGGAUCAAAAAUGCAACCGUUAUAUUUGGCUUAUAAACCGCCACUCAUGUUGCCUACUGAGGCACUUAAUCCCACUGAUUCUGCAAGUGAAACUGCAACCACUUUGUCAGGAAGUGGCAGCGGCAGCAGCAGUAAAAAGAAAAGAAGCAUUUUGGAAAUGAGAUCCAAUUUGAAAAGAUCUUUGGAGAACUCUUAUAGAACUACUGCUGUGAAAAAGGGACAUGAUGAUGCAUUUGACAUGUAUUGGUGGAUAAGUGUUGGUUGUUUGGGAUUGGCAUCAGGUUUCUUUUUCUUAAAAAAUUGA
This is a messenger RNA of Lodderomyces parapsilosis, 786 nucleotides long. RefSeq names its product Rot1p (gene ROT1). The record is from RefSeq and is a predicted model, not a curated record. Lineage: Eukaryota; Fungi; Ascomycota; Pichiomycetes; Serinales; Debaryomycetaceae. Gene Ontology annotation, biological process: 'de novo' protein folding; budding cell apical bud growth. Gene Ontology annotation, cellular component: endoplasmic reticulum; endoplasmic reticulum membrane. Bases 1 to 786 code for a protein of 261 amino acids. The transcript has a single exon.